CCCGAUCCGACUCGCCUUCUCCCUCCCGCUGCUGAUCCGAGGCCGCCAUUAAUACCCACCCCACCUCGCCACGAAGCACCCAAUCCCAAUCCCGCGAGACGAGCAAACCCUCUGAUUGUCCGGUCCAUUGAUCCGCUCCAACAUGUACAGCGACAAGGCGGCGGUGGCGGCGGUGCAGGCGGGCGGCGACGCGCAGCAGCAGAAGCCCGGCGCCGGGAACCGGAUUCAGGUGUCCAGCUCCAAGAAGCCGCUCUUCUUCUACGUCAACCUCGCCAAGAGGUACAUGCAGCAGCACGGCGACGUCGAGCUCUCCGCGCUCGGGCUGGCCAUAUCAACAGUUGUGACCAUUGCGGAGAUCCUGAAGAACAAUGGUCUUGCCGUUGAAAAGAAGAUUAGAACAUCCACUGUUGAAAUCAGCGACGAAAUGAGAGGCCGGUCGAUCCAAAAGGCUAAGAUUGAGAUAUUGCUGGGAAAGACCGACAACUUCGAUGAGCUGAUGGCCGCCAGCGCUGGAGAGGCAAACGCAGGAGAUGGCGAGCAGUCCUAGAAAGUUCAAGCGUCUAGUUUUCCCUUACUUUUUCGCCUUUUGGGUACUGUUUUGGUGUGUCCACUUCUUGUGUGGCGUUUUUGAAACACUAUAUUUGAAUUAUUCCAUUUGUAGCCGAGUUGUGUCUAAUGUACACUGCUUAGUGCUAAUUUAGUGGUGUUACUGACCACUGCACUGUUGUGAGAUCAU
This is a messenger RNA of Panicum hallii, 736 nucleotides long. RefSeq lists its product as uncharacterized. Gene Ontology annotation, cellular component: nucleus. The transcript is spliced from 5 exons. NCBI's taxonomy places the organism in Eukaryota, Viridiplantae, Streptophyta, Magnoliopsida, Poales, Poaceae. Gene Ontology annotation, molecular function: RNA binding. Bases 143 to 547 code for a protein of 134 amino acids. The record is from RefSeq and is a predicted model, not a curated record.